This is a messenger RNA of Paracoccidioides lutzii Pb01, 393 nucleotides long. RefSeq lists its product as hypothetical. Bases 1 to 393 code for a protein of 130 amino acids. The record is from RefSeq and is a predicted model, not a curated record. The transcript has 3 exons.
AUGGAUGGAGGUGGACCUGUCAUGUCAAUAGCAAAGCAGACCAAAGCGUACCACGACCAUCAGCAGGCCUGUAGCUGUGGGUGUGUACGUAUGAAUGUGAAUGGUCCAGAGAAGGAGAUAGGGAAAACAAGAGGGGGAGUGGGGGAAGUUCAGCAGAUAUCGGAGUCGGUGGUUAGUUCCAGCGUUAAACUAGCCGUUGGUGGAAUUCCAUUCCCCUCGGCAGCCCUUGCAAGCUCUACUGAGAUCCGCUUGGAACCUGCACCGGUCGGGAAAAAGGAUGCGAGAAUAUCAAACAUCAACGGUAAUAACAGAAAUGGUGAUGAUGAUGAUGAUGAUGAUGAUGAUGAUGAUGAUGAUGAUGAUGAUGAUGAUGAUGAUGAUGAUGAUGAUUGA